GCGGCAUUAUGCGUGAUUACUGACAGGCACCAGCUGCCGCGGUCGCCGGCUCCAGCGCGCUAUGUGGCCGCCCGGAUCGAGAGGCGGAUUCCUGGCCCGCCCGGGAGGGCCGGCCCAGCCCGCGCCCCCGGCCGCGGGGCGGCGAUGACCACUCUCGGUCGCCGGCGCUGAAGGGCGGUGGGGGCUGUGCCUGGGGCCCGGGCCGCGGGCUCGGAGCCGCCCGCCCGCAGAGGGCGAGGAGCCGAAGAGGAGACAUGUACGGGAAUUACUCGCACUUCAUGAAGUUCCCCACCGGCUUCGGCGGUGCCCCCAGCCACUCUGGCUCCCCGUCCAUGAGCCCGUCGGCAGCCCUGCCCAGCGGGAAGCCCAUGGAGAGCCACCCCAGCUACACGGACACCCCCGGGAGCGCUCCUCGGACGCUGAGCGCGGUGGGGACCCCCCUGGCGGCCCUGGGCUCUCCCUACCGCGUCAUCACGUCGGCCAUGGGCCCGCCCUCGGGCGCGCUGGCGGCCCCUCCCGGGGUCAACCUGGUGGCCCCGCCCAGCUCUCAGCUCAACGUGGUCAGCAGCGCCGGCCUCUCCGGAGACGUCAAGCCCCUGCCGGGGCUCCCGGGGGUCGGCAACCUGAGCUACCCGUCCACCAGCCCGGGGUCCCUGGUGAAGCACAUCUGUGCCAUCUGCGGGGACCGGUCCUCAGGCAAGCACUACGGCGUGUACAGCUGCGAGGGCUGCAAGGGCUUCUUCAAGCGGACCAUCCGCAAGGACCUGCUGUACACCUGCCGGGACAGCAAGGGCUGCCUCAUCGACAAGCGCCAGCGCAACCGCUGCCAGUACUGCCGCUACCAGAAGUGCCUGGUCAUGGGCAUGAAGCGCGAAGCCGUGCAGGAGGAGAGGCAGCGGGGCCGGGAGCGGGCGGAGAGCGAGGCCGAGGGGGCCGGCGGCGCUGGCCACGAGGACAUGCCCGUGGAGCGCAUUCUGGAGGCUGAGCUCGCGGUGGAGCCGAAGACGGAGGCCUAUGGGGACGGGAGCAUGGAGAACUCAACCAGCGACCCGGUCACCAACAUCUGCCACGCGGCCGACAAGCAGCUGUUCACCCUGGUCGAGUGGGCCAAGCGCAUCCCGCACUUCUCGGACCUCACCCUGGAGGACCAGGUCAUCCUGCUGCGCGCAGGCUGGAACGAGCUCCUGAUCGCCUCCUUCUCCCACCGCUCCGUGUCCGUGCAGGACGGCAUCCUCCUGGCCACCGGCCUGCACGUGCACCGCAGCAGCGCCCACAGCGCCGGCGUGGGCUCCAUCUUCGACAGAGUCCUGACCGAGCUGGUCUCCAAGAUGAAAGACAUGCAGAUGGACAAGUCGGAGCUGGGCUGCCUGCGGGCCAUCGUGCUGUUUAACCCAGACGCCAAGGGUCUGUCCAACCCCGCGGAGGUGGAGUCGCUGCGGGAGAAGGUCUACGCCACGCUCGAGGCCUACACCAAGCAGAAGUACCCGGAGCAGCCGGGCAGGUUCGCCAAGCUGCUGCUGCGGCUGCCCGCCCUGCGCUCCAUCGGCUUGAAGUGCCUGGAGCACCUGUUCUUCUUCAAGCUCAUCGGGGACACGCCCAUCGACACCUUCCUCAUGGAGAUGCUGGAGGCCCCGCUCCAGGUCACCUGAGCCGCCCCGGGCAGGUGUGUGUGGCCCCGCCCUGCCCACGGUCCUCCCCGUCCCCUCCCUGUCCCCACAGCGUGACGCUUCUAAUAAAGACACCUUUCUACGGC
Phyllostomus hastatus (greater spear-nosed bat) is the source of this 1753-nucleotide messenger RNA. RefSeq names its product retinoid X receptor gamma (gene RXRG). Gene Ontology annotation, biological process: response to retinoic acid; cell differentiation; positive regulation of transcription by RNA polymerase II. Gene Ontology annotation, molecular function: zinc ion binding; retinoic acid-responsive element binding; nuclear receptor activity. The record is from RefSeq and is a predicted model, not a curated record. The coding region runs from base 255 to 1649 and encodes 464 amino acids. The transcript is spliced from 10 exons. NCBI's taxonomy places the organism in Eukaryota, Metazoa, Chordata, Mammalia, Chiroptera, Phyllostomidae. Gene Ontology annotation, cellular component: nucleus; RNA polymerase II transcription regulator complex.